AUGAAUUUGAAGGUUAAACUGAUACUUGGAAUUAUUUUAAUUAUAUUUUGUGUAAUCGCAAUUGCUUUUAUUCCAAGUGUUACGUUAUCAAAUAGUUUAAAAGCCAUAAUAAUUACAAUUUCUAUAGUACUUGGAUUGUGCUUUUUGUUUCAGUUAUACUAUUAGGAAUCAUAAGAAAUCUAAUAAAAAUCAAAAAUCUUAUUAAUAGGUCCAGCUGGAGUUGGGAAAACUAAAACAUAUAAUUAUUUAAAAUGCAAAACUAUAAUGAACUUUAAUCGAUUCUAAUUGGGAGAAAUAGGAAAUAUAUGCUUAGUUGACACACCAACUAUGGAUUUAGAUUGUGGUAUAGAUGAAAGAGAGGAUGCGAUAUCAUAAUUUUAACAAUUCUUUGUAAAUUUUAAGACUUCAAUAAGUGCAAUUAUGAUGGUUGUUAACUUUGAAAGAACUGAUUUAAUGAAACAAAAAUUAUUAAGAACCUUGAAAUAUUUGAAAAAAUUUUAAGAUAUGAUAUACAUACUAAUAACUGAUUUUCAUUUAAGUGAAGAUCAUGAGGGCGAUAAAUCACAAUUAUAGUAAUCCCUAAAAUUUUUAAAUUUGAAAGGGAUUAUUUUUUUAAAUUAAGAAGAAAAUGAAAAAUUGAUGAUAGAGGAAUUAAAUGCAAUUGAACGAAAAUCCUCUCAUUAAGUAUUUGAUAUAAAUGACACAAUUUUUGCUGUGAUUGAUGACAAAAUGAAUGCUUCAUUGAUGGAUUAAAUUAAUUUAAAAAUUAUGUCCAUGAAGUGAUAUAAAUUUAGCUGGC
This is a messenger RNA of Paramecium octaurelia, 799 nucleotides long. The record is from the annotation of a GenBank genome assembly. NCBI's taxonomy places the organism in Eukaryota, Ciliophora, Oligohymenophorea, Peniculida, Parameciidae.